GGCGAGCUCAUUCGUUCUUGUCAUUUUUCUGUGAUGCUAGCUCGUUACACAAAAACUCGUAUUUUAUUGCUUUAAAAUGGCUGACACCGGUUUACGUAUGAAUUUUGGUGCUCUUAAGAGGGCAGAUCCAUAUGCUAGAGAAAUAAUUGAUAGCGCUACCCAUGUUGCGCUGUAUACAUUUGAAGAAAACGAAUGGGAGAAAACGAACAUCGAAGGUGCUUUGUUUGUGUACAGUAGAAAUGGAGAACCAUAUCACAGUCUUGUGAUUAUGAACAGGUUGAGUACGAUUAAUUUAAUCGAACCAGUGUCAAAAGGUAUAGAGUUACAAUUGAAGGAGCCGUUUCUAUUGUAUCGCAACGCCAAGUGUCGUAUUUACGGCAUAUGGUUUUAUGAUAAAGACGAGUGUGUUCGGGUAGCUACGAAGUUGAAUUCGUUGGUGAAAGAGUCUAUGAAACAGGGUCCUGUAGAAAAUAUGCCACAAACCCCCGUUUACAGUGCGUCUACACCUUCAACAGCACCCGUCGACAUCUUUAGUAUGUUGAGUAAAGCUCAAGACGAUUUCAAUUCUAAUAAGGGAGUCGGGGCUAACAAGAACGACUCGACAACAUCGAGGGCACCUGAUAUGACGUCACAAAGUGUAAUGGACUUUUUUGCUAAAGCUGGUAGUGGAGCUGCUGCACAAAUGCCAGCUGUAUCAUCACUGCCGUCGCCGGGCAUAUUCGGGCCGAGACCGUCGGAUUCUCGAGAAGCUCCUUUGUUGCUGCAAAGGCUUAUGAGUAAUCCAGCACAUUCUGUGGAACAUAUAGAGAAACAACAACGCUCUGUUACACCCCAAGAGGCUCAGAGUUCGAAUGGUAACAUAACCUUAGACUCUGCUAUGAGGCAGUCUAGUACUUACCAAAUGAAAUCAACACCAAUUGAAAAACAAAAUCCUCAAAGGAUACCAGGUAUGAAAAAAGGACAAACACUGGAUGGUAUGGAUAAUGGACCUAACCCAUUGGAUUUAGAUUUGAAUUUGAUGCAUAUUUCAUCACCAAAGCCAACAUCGCCAUUGGCUGCUUAUUUGAACCAAUCUCAGGAUGUGAGUCACUCAGUCAGCACACUCAAUGGUAGCAAGAUGGAUGAUGUAGCAAUAUAUCCUUUAAUGAACUCUAUGAAUACUCCACAAAAGCCAGCUCUGAUGCCACCAACAAUGUUUACGGCCAGCACUGGUGGUGACACGCAGCCAUCUCCAGAACCUCUCACUAGGAAUCAGCUUCUGCAAGCUUUCAACUACCUUCUCAAACAUGAUGCUGACUUUGUGAAUAGAUUACACGAGGCCUAUGUUAAAUCUUUUUCAGAAAAGGCCUUUUCGGUGUCAUAAAAUUCAUUCAUUUGGACAUGUGGCUGAUGUUGCCAGCUGCUAACGAUGUACAGUUGUAAUUUGAAGGAUAAAUCCACUAAAAUAUGUAGACCUUAUAGUUUUGUAGUGACUCAUUGUUUGGACCGAGUAUUUUUAAAUAAGUUUUAAACCUUUGACCUGUUCUUAAAUAUCUGUACUUAUACAGAAUGAAUUUUAGUGAACAUUUCUCUUUCAUUGAACUUGUGCAGUCAAAGAUAUUCCUUGAGCAGCUGUUUGUGAUAUUUAUAUUGGCUUCAGCUUGAGGUCCACAUUGAUAAUUUGAAUACCAUCCAUAAUAUACAGAAGACUUCAUUUUCCCUUUUUUAUAUUAUCUUUCGAGUUCAUUGGUUAAUUGAAUGUUGACUAAGAUGACAAUUUGAC
Chilo suppressalis (striped riceborer) is the source of this 1762-nucleotide messenger RNA. The record is from the annotation of a GenBank genome assembly. NCBI's taxonomy places the organism in Eukaryota, Metazoa, Arthropoda, Insecta, Lepidoptera, Crambidae.